This is a messenger RNA of Trichoderma gamsii, 975 nucleotides long. RefSeq lists its product as hypothetical. The transcript is spliced from 3 exons. The record is from RefSeq and is a predicted model, not a curated record. Gene Ontology annotation, molecular function: phenylpyruvate tautomerase activity. Bases 1 to 975 code for a protein of 324 amino acids. Lineage: Eukaryota; Fungi; Ascomycota; Sordariomycetes; Hypocreales; Hypocreaceae.
AUGGAUCAACAUACAUCUCCAGCUCCUCCGCCACAUAAAACUCCAAUCGUCAGAAUCACCAAGCCCCACGAUACAGCAGCAGCAGCACCUCCUUCGCCCACUCCAGAGCGAAAGCUCAAGGCCAAAACCAAGAUACCCAGCCUGGAGACUGUUAUAGAAGGCGAUCCCCGAGCUCACCCCAACUUAUCACCAGAUGAUGCCUCCAGACCUGUCGGUAGAGCAGCGCCGCAUGGUGAAAAAGAGCGCCAGGCUGAGAAACGAAGCCAAUACUUUCACGAUGCGCUUUACGAACGAUCUGGAAGGAAUUCGGCCGUGGAAGCAGUUCGAAGAGAAGCUUUGGUUUAUGCUGAAAUUGAAGACGAGCAACAUUUCCUCAUCACCUUUUCCCACCAGCUCGCCGCAAGGUAUAACCGCUACCCUUCCUCUACUGUCGUCUCUCUUCUCCACAGCCAAUGUCUCUUCUUUGGCGGCUCAUCGCAUCCCGCCUACAUACUCACCAUCACAGCUCUCCCCUCUGAAGUUCAGCCCGCCACCAAUAAGCGCAACACUGCGGUGCUGCAGAAGCAUAUGGAAACCAUCCUUUGUAUUCCCCCUCCCAGAGGGAUGGUGCGCUUUGUCCCUGCAACGGAAGAGUGCCUCGCUUGGGGAAGCAAAACAGUCGCGGGAAGGAUUUCGGAUGCUAUGGCCAAGGAUAGAGAGGUUGCGAGUGAAGGGGAAGGGAGUAAAUCACACGAGAGGCGGAUAUUAAAGUCUUUAUCGUUGCGAAGGUCUCCAGCGAGUAUCACGCCUCCGAGUACGCAGCCUCCAACUCCUUCUAGACACGGGCAGGAAGCGGGCGGAAGUGCAGCUGCUCGCAUAGAGUCGACUGAGAAGCCCGAGGGAGAAGAGAACGUCAAAGUGAUCAAAAAGAAGAAGAGCAUUAUUCACACGCUGUUUCGGACAAAGGUUGAAGACGAGGACCCCGCGGUAUCCUGA